AUGGGCCUGGGCCUGUACGAGCACUACCCCGUCUUCCGCUCGUCCAUCGAGCAGUGUGACGUCUUCCUGUUCAAGGAACUGGGCUGCCCCUGGUCCGUGGUCGAGGAGCUGGAGCGCGACGCAGACUCCUCCUCCAACAUCAACCUGCCGCUCUACUCGCAGCCCCUGUGCACCGACAUCCAGGUCGCGCUGGUCGACCUGCUCAAGUCCUGGGACCUGGCCCCCGCGUCCGUCAUCGGCCACUUCUCCGGUGAGAUUGCAGCCGCGUACUCGGCCGGCGCCAUCACGCGCGACUCGGCCUGGCGCAUCGCCUACCAGCGCGGGGUUGUUUCCGAGAAUCUGGUCGUCGCCUCGACCGCCGCGCCCAGAACCAUGAUGUCAGUGGGCCUGGGCGAGGAGGACGUCGCCGCGUACCUGGAGGGCACCGACGUAACGGUGGCCUGCGUUUAA
This is a messenger RNA of Colletotrichum navitas, 450 nucleotides long. RefSeq names its product acyl transferase/acyl hydrolase/lysophospholipase. Gene Ontology annotation, molecular function: fatty acid synthase activity. The transcript has a single exon. Lineage: Eukaryota; Fungi; Ascomycota; Sordariomycetes; Glomerellales; Glomerellaceae. Gene Ontology annotation, biological process: fatty acid biosynthetic process; secondary metabolite biosynthetic process. The record is from RefSeq and is a predicted model, not a curated record. Bases 1 to 450 code for a protein of 149 amino acids.